Molecule: messenger RNA, 2028 nt
Organism: Phialemonium atrogriseum
Lineage: Eukaryota; Fungi; Ascomycota; Sordariomycetes; Cephalothecales; Cephalothecaceae
Exons: 6
Coding region: 1-2028 (675 amino acids)
Source: RefSeq, a predicted model, not a curated record
AUGGCGGCCCAAGACGUGGAGCGGCGCCCCGAGCCGGGUCACGAUGGAAGACCCCUUCAACAAGACAACCUAGAUAUCCCCUCCCCAAUUGAUGAGAUUCCCGUGUCCCCGACGGAAGCAGGAACAGGAACCCUGGAAACCGUGAGCGACUUGUCUACAUCGGGCGAGAGCGAAGUCGCCCAGAAAGCGGGCCCCGACGUGCAACAUGAGCCGAAAGCCGACUCCACCCGGACGGGUUCGUCGGGGAGCACCAGCAAGAUACAGAUCCGGUGGUCCAACUCCCGAGACCCGCACACGGGCAUCCACUGGUACCUCCCCAGCCUCAUGCUCUUCCUGGUGCUGUCCGGCUUCUUCGGCGCCCUCGGCCAUCACCUGUACAACAAGCACCUCCACGGCCGCGAGGUCAAGGACGUCGCCUGGCCCCAGCGCUUUGGCAUUGCCCUGGCCUUCUUCAUCAAGAUGGUCCUGGUCGGCGCUGUCCAGAUAGCCUUUAAGCAGCGUGCUUGGCUGAGUGUUAAGAAGAGAGGAUUCAAAGUGGAGACCUUGGACAGCGUCUUCUCCGCAUGCUACGACCCAGCUCAGUUCUUGGAUAGGGAGCUGUUCACUGGUGCCUUCUUGCCCGCGCUCCUGGCAGUCUUGGCCUGGAUCCUCCCUCUCAGUGCCAUUGCAAGUCCGUCAACCUUGACCCAGGCAGACGGAAUCAGGAGCUUCGAUGAGGUCUGCUCGGACGUCUCGAUUCUAGACUUCAGACGCGAAAAUGGCUACGGGCUGCAAGACCGGGGCCCGAACAAGCAAGCCAUGUCGUACUGGGACUUUUUCGACAACGGGACCUACUUUUACAACAGCCCGUCGAUGGACCACAUGAAACUAUUCCAGCUGACCAUGCUCUCGUCCAACCCCCUCCAGCCGGAGAAUCCCUGCCCAACCGACACCAAUUGCACUUAUACCGUCUCCUUCAACGCGCCGUCGUAUAAAUGCGAGGAGCAUGACGACUUUGGCGGUCCCCGGACCUACAAUCUCACAGACCUGGCGCCCUAUGGUGGUCUCCUGUACGCCAGUUAUUCCUCAGUGGACGAAGACUACGUGGGACGGCCGUUGGACUGGAACAGGACCAACCCAGACAACGAUACCGGCAUCUUCCACCAGGAACCGAGCUUCUGGCUCGGUUGGGUCAUCAACACGACCAACCCGGUCACCCCCGAGGAUGCGACGAAGUGGAACACCACCAAAUGGCGUUACCAGCUAGUACCCCACGUCAUGGAAUGCCACUUCUACAACUCCACCUAUUCCUACAACCUGAGCUUCCUGCAGGGCAAGAUGACGGUCAAUAAAGCCUCCGUCGUGCCGAAUAAGCUGUUGCUCCCACCAGGCGAGUUCAUGGCCCCAUAUAUGGACAUCUACCAGGAAUACUCUGGUUUCCACGGCACCGGGUUCCUCUACCGCAACCUCCUCGCCGGCAACGUCAGCCAGGACGGCCAGGACUCGUACGUCAUCACCGAGUCGGACAUCUCGCAGACCCUCCUCAUCGACCCGGGCAACGGCUUCCCCGUGCAGGACGACGUCGUCGGCACCAUCGAGACGGGCUUCCAGAACGUCUACCUCUCCUUCCUGUCCGACACCCUGCAGUACAGCCAGCUGACCGCCAGCCGCCCCUGCCAGACGACCCUGCACGUCAUGGUCUGGCGCUACGAGCCCCUCUGGCUGGCCGUCUCGUACUUCGUCGCCGUGGGGCUCGCCCUCGCCGCCGUCGCCGUCGGCCUGCACGCCGUCGCCGCAAACGGCUACGUCGCACAGACCAACUUCAGCACCUUCCUCUCCACCACCCGCAACCCGGACCUCGACGGCCUCGUCGCGGGCUCGCCGCUCGGCGCCUGGCCCAUGGCCAAGGACAUCCGCCGCACGAGGCUGCGGUUCGGGGAGGUCGUCGGGGCUGGCGGUGCAGGAGGGGAGGGCGGGAGGGUGCCGCAUGCUGCCUUUGGGUUCCCGAACCAGGUCAAUCCCUUGGAGCGUGGGAAGCGGUAUGAGUGA